This is a messenger RNA of Closterium sp. Yama58-4, 660 nucleotides long. NCBI's taxonomy places the organism in Eukaryota, Viridiplantae, Streptophyta, Zygnematophyceae, Desmidiales, Closteriaceae. The record is from the annotation of a GenBank genome assembly.
AUGAGGACGCGGCCAGAGCAAAUCCUGAUCUAUGAGUUUGUUCCAAAUGGCGACCUUGAAAAAAGCGCCCCUCGCCUCACCUUGAAGCCUCACCUUGAAGCAGGAGCUGGAUAUCCUCAUCGGUGCUGCACGUGGCUUGGCAUACCUCCACAGUUUUGGCCUUGUGCACCGCGACAUCAAGCCCGCCAACAUCCUUCUCGGGGCCAACAUGCAGGCCAAGAUUGCAGACUUCGGACUAGUGAGGGCGGAGGAGGGCAGCACAGUGGGCACGACUCGAGUGAUGGGAACACCGGGCUAUGUGGAUCCCAUCUACUUUCACACAUCAAAGGCGACCAGCGCCACCGACGUCUAUGGGACCUGAGCAUGGACGCCCCGGAUGAUGCUGUGCUGCGCCUGGCCAAGCUGGCUCUCAGUUGCACUAAGGAGCGCAGUGCAGAUCGGCCAAGCAUGGCAAGCAUUGCCAACGAGCUGCUUGCUAUCAGGAAUGAGGUGAUGGGAAUAGAGGAGCUGGGUGCAGCAAUUAAGGUGGACAUGCAAGCCCAGAAGAUGGAAUUUGCAAUUUCUAGUGAAAAGGGCAUGGACGCUUGGCCUCCUGCUUGGAAGUUCUUAUCAAAAGCGGCCAGCCGCUGGAGAAAGUUUUUAGGCGGUAGGAGCUACUGA